Molecule: messenger RNA, 4145 nt
Organism: Dendrobium catenatum
Lineage: Eukaryota; Viridiplantae; Streptophyta; Magnoliopsida; Asparagales; Orchidaceae
Product: probable phospholipid-transporting ATPase 4
Exons: 11
Coding region: 265-3930 (1221 amino acids)
Biological process (GO): phospholipid translocation
Cellular component (GO): plasma membrane
Molecular function (GO): ATP binding; magnesium ion binding; ATPase-coupled intramembrane lipid carrier activity
Source: RefSeq, a predicted model, not a curated record
AGUCCUGGUCGUCGCUCGGGCGGCGGGCUCUUGCUCUUAGUAAAGUCUCUUCGUCUCUCUCUCUCUGUCUUCUCUUUUGAUUCUCUAGGAGGGAGGAGUUUGGACUCUCCUCUCGAAGAUCGGGGCAUCGUCCGUGUGGUGACUAUAGAUAUCCAGGCAUUAUGUUAUUGAUUUUGCAAAGGGGAGAGACCUAGUUUUUGAAUUUGAAAAUAAUUUGAAUUGCUUAAAUUAAAUUCAAGUUGUGAAGAACCUUGGAAGGUGAAGAUGGCAAGGGGUAGGCCAAAGGAGAAACUGAGAUGGAGCAAGCUCUAUUCUUUCAGUUGCGUUCGUCCCUCUGUUAAGUCAGACUUGGAUAACUCCCCUUCCCUCAGAGGGCCAGGCUAUUCCCGAGUCGUCCACUGUAACCAGCCUCUUGUUCAUCGAAAAAAACCCUUCAGAUACCCCACCAACUACAUCUCCACCACCAAGUAUAAUUUUGUAAGUUUUCUUCCAAAGGCAAUCUUUGAACAGUUCCGGCGGGUUGCAAACCUCUACUUUCUAUUGACUGCAGCCCUGUCUCUCACACCAAUCACUCCUUUCACUCCUGUGAGCAUGAUUGCUCCAUUAACAUUUGUGGUUGGGCUCAGUAUGGCAAAAGAGGCAUUGGAAGAUUGGCAAAGAUUUAUGCAGGAUGUGAAGGUCAACAGGAGGAAGUUCAGCAUCCACCAAGGAGAAGGUCAGUUUGGUUAUAGGAAUUGUCAAAAUAUCUUAGUUGGGGAUGUUGUUAAAGUUGAGAAAGAUCAGUUUUUUCCUGCGGACUUGCUUCUUUUGUCAUCUAGCUAUGAAGAUGGGAUAUGCUAUGUUGAGACUAUGAAUUUGGAUGGCGAGACAAACCUGAAGGUGAAGAGAUCACUGGAAGUGACCCUGCCCCUAGAUGAUGAUGAGGCUUUCAAGGAUUUUGCAGGCACAAUCAGAUGCGAGGACCCAAAUUCCAACCUCUAUACAUUUGUUGGCAAUUUUGAAUAUGAGCGUCAAAUGUAUGCACUUGAUCCAAACCAGAUACUUCUUCGAGAUUCGAAGCUUAGGAAUACUUCAUUUAUUUAUGGUGUUGUAAUUUUCACCGGACAUGACACUAAAGUCAUGCAGAAUGCAACAAAAUCUCCUUCAAAAAGAAGUAAAAUAGAAAAGAAAAUGGACAGUAUAAUAUACAUACUCUUUAGCCUUCUUGUGUUGAUUUCACUGAUCAGUUCCAUUGGAUUUGCGGUAAAAAUAAAGUAUGGGAUGCCAAAAUGGUGGUAUCUGCAACCAAAUAAGAAUGCAAAGUUGUAUGAUCCUUCAAAACCUGUAGCGGCAGGCUUCUUCCAUCUGGUUACAGCUCUCAUUUUAUAUGGAUAUCUCAUACCCAUUUCGCUUUAUAUUUCCAUUGAAGUUGUGAAAGUUUUGCAAGCUAUGUUUAUCAAUCAAGAUAUUCAAUUAUAUGAUGAAGAUUCCGGAAAUCCUGCACAUGCCCGAACAUCAAAUUUGAAUGAGGAGCUUGGUCAAGUUGAUACAAUCUUGUCAGAUAAAACGGGAACUUUGACUUGCAACCAAAUGGACUUUUUGAAGUGUUCUAUAGCAGGAAUAUCAUAUGGAGUAGGUUCUAGUGAAGUAGAAUUAGCUGCAGCAAAGGUCAUGGCUUCAGAAGUUUCAAGUCCUCUUGCGUUGCAGAGUAGUAAUCAGGAUUUAUGGGAGAAACAAGCAAGUACAUAUGGAUCUUCCGAAAUCGUUUCCAUCAGUGGUUACUCUCCCAUGAUGAGGAAAGAGAAGAAGUCUUCCAUCAAAGGUUUCAGCUUUGUAGAUGAUCGUCUUAUGCAAGGAAACUGGAUCAAUAAUCCAAAUGCAGAUAUCGUUCUUCUAUUCUUUCGGAUCCUUGCACUUUGUCACACAGCUAUUCCAGAGUUAAAUGAGGAAACUGGUAUUUUUAACUAUGAAGCUGAAUCACCAGAUGAAGGGGCAUUUCUUGUUGCUGCCAGAGAGUUUGGAUUUGAAUUCUGCAAGAGAACCCAAUCAAGUGUGUUUGUUCGUGAGAUGCAAAUUUCCGGAUAUCCCAUAGAAAGGGAGUUCAAGGUCCUCAAUUUGUUAGAAUUUAACAGCCAAAGGAAGAGGAUGUCAGUUGUUGUACGUGAUGAAUCAGGACAGAUACUUCUUCUUUGCAAAGGUGCUGAUAGCAUAAUAUUUGAAAGACUAUCUAAACAUGGAAGAAUGUAUGAACAUGAUACUCAAAAGCAUCUAAAUGAGUAUGGGGAAUCAGGCCUGCGGACAUUAGCACUGGCAUACAAGAAACUUGAGGAAGCUGAGUACUCAUCUUGGAAUAAUGAAUUUAUAAAAGCAAAGACAUCAAUUGGACCAGACAGAGAAUCAAAACUGGAGCAAGUCGCCGAUAUGAUUGAGCGAGAUUUAUUUCUAAUUGGUGCUACAGCAGUGGAGGAUAAAUUGCAGAGAGGAGUACCAAGGUGUAUAGAUAAGUUAGCACAAGCUGGAUUGAAGAUCUGGGUUCUAACUGGUGAUAAGAUGGAAACUGCUAUUAAUAUAGGCUUCGCAUGUAGUUUGCUAAGACAGGGCAUGAAGCAGAUAUGUAUAUCAACACUGAACACUGAAUUGAUAGGCCGAGAGGCUAAAAAGGCUAUAAAAGAGAACAUGUUGAUGCAAAUCGCUAAUGCCUCACAAGCUGUGAACUUAGAGAACGAUCCUCACGAAGCAUUUGCCUUGAUCAUUGAUGGGAAAGCUUUAAGCUAUGUUUUAGAAGAUGAUAUGAAGAAAGAGUUCCUUAACCUUGCAGUUAAUUGUGCUUCAGUAAUAUGCUGUAGGGUCUCCCCAAAGCAAAAAGCACUGGUGACUCGUUUGGUAAAAGAAGGAACAAGAAAAACUACACUAGCCAUAGGUGAUGGUGCAAAUGAUGUUGGCAUGAUUCAAGAGGCUGAUAUUGGUGUGGGGAUCAGUGGGGUUGAAGGAAUGCAGGCAGUGAUGGCCAGCGACUUCUCUAUUGCACAGUUUCGUUUUCUUGAGCGACUUCUUGUUGUCCAUGGCCACUGGUGUUAUAAAAGGGUAGCCCAGAUGAUAUGUUAUUUCUUCUACAAGAAUAUAGCUUUUGGUCUCACACUAUUCUACUUCGAGGCUUAUGCGGGCUUCUCUGGGCAGUCUAUCUAUGAUGAUUGGUACAUGCUACUGUUCAAUGUCAUUCUAACCUCAUUGCCUGUCAUAUCGCUGGGAGUCUUUGAGCAAGACGUAUCUUCUGAAGUCUGCUUACAGUUUCCAGCACUGUACCAGCAAGGACCAAAAAAUCUGUUCUUCGACUGGUUCAGGAUUUUUGGUUGGAUGGCGAACGGUCUCUACUCAUCUCUCAUCAUUUUCUUCUUAACAAUUAACAUAGUGAAUGUUCAACCUUUCAGAGCUGGGGGUCAAACAACUGACAUGGCUUUGGUUGGAACAAUCAUGUUCACUGCAAUCAUCUGGACUGUUAAUGUGCAGAUUGCAAUGAAAAUGAGCCAUUUUACAUGGAUUCAACACCUCUUCGUGUGGGGAAGCAUUGCAACCUGGUACAUAUUCCUGCUUGGCUAUGGCUUCUCAUAUUCCUUAUUCUCCGGCAGCGAGUGUCAAAUUCUCGUGGAGGCCCUCGCGCCGGCGCCCAUCUAUUGGCUUUCCACUCUUUUCGUCGCGGCCGUGUGCAACCUCCCCUACCUCGCACACAUCUCGUACCAGCGAACUUUUCAUCCAAUGGAUCACCAUGUGAUUCAGGAGAUGAAGCACUAUAAGAAGGAUGUUGAAGACCAACGGAUGUGGAAGAGGGAGAAAUCUAAGGCAAAGCAAAGAACAAAGAUUGGGUUCUCGGCAAGAGUAGAUGCGAAGAUCAGGCAAUUGAGAGGAAGGUGGCAUAGGAAAAUGCUAUCUCUAAAUGUGGAAACAGUAUCGUAGCUUGACAAUCUCUUUGCCCUCCCUCCUGUUCUAUAAGGUUCAAGUUUAUUCAUUAAGUUGUUUUUUUUUUUUUUCCUUCAUGUUAUACAUCUUGUAGCAUUAGCAUGGGGGAUGGUUCAGAGGAUUCCCUAAUAGUAUAGUAAAGCCAGAAAAUUUAUAUAGCAUGUUUGUAUAACUUGUCAAAAUUUUAGCAUAGUUUUGUAGAUUUGUUUCUA